Molecule: messenger RNA, 1406 nt
Organism: Caenorhabditis sp. 36 PRJEB53466
Lineage: Eukaryota; Metazoa; Nematoda; Chromadorea; Rhabditida; Rhabditidae
Source: the annotation of a GenBank genome assembly
AUGUACAACGACGACGACGGAGAUGACAUUCCAGUUGCUCCGCCCCCGCCGAAACAAGGUAAAGAAGGGAGCGCCGACGCGUUCGAAGCAAGAGCAUUUCAGCGAAAACGAUGAACAACAUACAGAUGGCGUUCAUGCAGACUCAAUUGGCACAGCGGAAAGCAGCAUUGCAGCAGCAGGCAGCGGUAUCUCCUUCCUUCCUGUUUGCAGAAUUCACUGAAUUCUCCGUUUCCAGAGACAGAAACUGGUGAAACCGUCCGCACCGCCGCCAGUGAUAGACCUCUCCACUCGGAAUCGGACCGCUGUCGCCCCUUCCGUCGUCGUUGCCAAACCGUCAUUCCAACCGAUUCGGGCGAAUCCAGUUGCUGAAAAUAUCAGUUUCCUUCCGAAAGCGGCAACAGACGAGAGUGUUCUGAUAUUCGGAGAAGAGUACGUUCAGUGCGAAAACUAUCCGAUGACUCCGAACAACUUUGAAGUGUUCUCUUGCUUUCCUCUCUCUGCGCACACACUCUCUCGGUGCCGCAAACAUCAAAGUUUACGACUAUUAGCUUCUUGUGUGUGUGUAGCCUAGUUCCUGCUUUUCUCGGAUUAGCAUUUCUUCUACCCACGGUCUCCAGAGCUGACAAUAUGGGUGUGGCCUCGGCGGCCAAAUGGCGUUUUCAUGAAUUGAGCAGGUUUUCUCUGAUUUUUGUGGUCAAAGGCAAUGAAAAAUGAUUGUUCGACAUGAAAACAAACUAAUUCUCCGAAUUAUAGACGUUUUUGCGCAUUUUUUGGCCGAUCAUUGGUUUUGAGAAUGAUAAAUCACGUAAAUACAAGCAUUUUGAGAGCUCGAACCGCGAAAACUACCGAAAAGCAACUGAAAUUCACGCAGUUUUAGCGAAAAACCUUCAAACGGAUAAAUGUGAUUUGCGACUUGACCAAAUUUAACGCUCUUGCGCUUAAAAUAUUCGUAAUAGCCUAUACAAUCGGUCUAUCGAGAGACAAAUCAGAAAUUAUCGGUUUUUCGUGGCUAAUCUGGCAAAAAACAUAAAUUAUGCUGUUAAAAUUUGAAUUUCGCGCCAAUGUAUCGCUCUAUUGGGCGGGGCGCACUUGUGCCCAUUGUCAGCUCUGGAGACCGUGGCUACCUAUUAUUCACUCUGAAUAAACGUGUGUUUGAGAUACACUCGUCUUUCGUCUUUUUUCACCUCUUCGGGUUCAAUAUCGCUCAAACAUAUCACAGGUUACGUGUAAAUAAGAAUGUUGAAACAGUAAUGUUUCACUGGUAUCGUAUUUUUAAAAAACAAAACGAUGAAAAGCUUUGUUGCCAAAGUUCUAAGGGUUCCAGAGGCUUCCCGGUCCCAGGAUCGACCCGUCUCCGAUCGAUCCGUUCGGUGCUCCCACUCAUUCGUCGACCUGCCGCCAGUUGA